Molecule: messenger RNA, 5914 nt
Organism: Sabethes cyaneus
Lineage: Eukaryota; Metazoa; Arthropoda; Insecta; Diptera; Culicidae
Exons: 2
Coding region: 1684-3609 (641 amino acids)
Biological process (GO): positive regulation of transcription by RNA polymerase II; cell differentiation; anatomical structure morphogenesis
Molecular function (GO): RNA polymerase II cis-regulatory region sequence-specific DNA binding; DNA-binding transcription factor activity, RNA polymerase II-specific
Source: RefSeq, a predicted model, not a curated record
GUAGGAUUUUAGUUCCAGAAUCGCAAACAUCAGAAACCUCUCUUCUUGUUGUACAGUAGAACUUUACCAAAUGAAGGAGCAAACAUAACUUUAUCUAGUUUGAGUGCAAAGUAACUACGUGACACGGGCGACCGGAAAGGGCAAUCUGAAUAUACGGCAAACAUCCUGUGAAUAAAAUACCGACACAACAAGGACAUUUUCGUGAAAAUGAGUGACUUGAACAGAUCUAUUUACGUGGAUUUAUCGAGUGGGGGAGUAAAUGGUGCUGAAAGUUAGAAGUCGGUGCUUGAUUCCAACACUUAGUCGCUGAACGGCUUCCUGCAGAGGAACGAAAAAUGAUGUUCAGUGGGAACACUUAGAACCGAUUUAAGUCAAUUUAGAACAGUUUGAGAAAAUUUCGGUUUUUUAUCGUGAGCUUGUUGUGUUUGAGUUCUGGUUUUUUUUUUCGAGAAAAAAAAAUUCGACAAGAACCAGACUGGAUAUUGGCAGAACAUCCUCGUGAUAAGCGUGAAGUGAGCGACUGGGUCGAUCCGAACCCAUCGAAGGGAAACAAGAAAAAUACGCUUGGCAUCAAUGAAGAAUUGAUUUUCUUUCCUGCCGCUAGCGCCAGUGCAAAGGACGUUGCCUAAUAAGCUUUACAGCGAGUGUAAACAGAUACGCACAAUUUUUUUGUAAAUUCGAUCGGGUUUCCCAAACUAGAGAGGAAAUUAGAGAGUUAAAGUACCAUCACUUUGAUUGGUUCAGAAAUUGAAAAAAAAUUAAUAAAUAAAUAAACUAGCAUAUUUUGUUGAUAUCAGCGAUUGUUGUAAAAUACUAAAAAUUGAAGAAAAAAUUAAUGAAAAACGAAGUUGAUAAUACGGAAAAUAGUGAAGAGCUACGUGAAAAGCAACAUCUCGAAGUGUACAAGCAUGAGGUGAAUUUGUGAAUGAAAAAUUGAAUAAUCUUCUAGAGAAACCAAAUAAAUCGUAAAAGUUAAUCAGUGUGUGCUGCAUAAACAAUUUUAUUUUCCGCCUUCAAAAGUACAGCAAAAAAGAAUCGAUUCCUAUUCGGGAGAGCGGCUACCGAGCGAGUGCAAGAAACAAAUGAAAACAAAAAUAAAACGAGUUAUUCGGUUCAGGUGAGCUGUCGUGCAAUGGGAUUCAGAAAAAAAGAAUAUUAAGGUGCACACUCGUUAGAGAAAAAUCCCCUUAACCUGCUGAUGUCAAUGGACUUGUAAAUCAAAUAAUUUUCGUACAUAUUUACGAAUUUGGUGAGCUGUAGCGGCUAGUGCAACAUUCCGGUUGGACCAAACCGAUUGCACAGAGUUUUGAUGAAAAAGUGAAUAUUACCGUUAGUGAGUGUGAGUGUUGAGAAUAAAAUUUAGUAAAGCCCCAAUUUACGAGUGUUGAUAAGUGGCUAAUAAAGAAUUCCCCUCGUACCUAGACGUACGUUUCCUUACAUUUCCAAUCAACCAUCAAGGCAGGCGAAGAUUCAAGGUGUAGUGAAAAUAUACGAAUUUCUCUCCCAAACACGCAAGUUCUGAAAACAAUUCUGAGUUUGGCUGUCCAAAUGUGUGACGUGAGGUUCGCAGACAGAAAUAUCGGCACAUAAUCACCCGAAAGUGUUCCAUCACGUUGAUAGCAGCAAAACAAGCGAACCUUCUCCAGCCGCACUAAACUAGCGGAAUCAGUUCGGCACAAAAAUAUGGUUCCACAGCUCAGCCACGAUCUGCAACUGAUAGUGUCCCAACAGGAGAUGAUGGAUACCGGUGUGGUGCAAAUGCAGCAGCAGAUUACCACCAAUGCGCUGCUGGAACAGCAGCAGCAGCAACAGCAGCAGCAGCAACAACAACAACAACAACAACAACAACAACAACAGCAGCAACAGCAGCAGGGUCUGCAGGUCACCAUGAACAGUAACGACCAGUUGAUGGUGGUUCAGCAGCAGCCACAGCAGCAGCAACAGAUAACAGUACCGGUCCUGUUCGGGUCCCAAAUGGUGGACAAAAACUCCAGCACGCCUUACACCGAUGCAACACAGACGAAAAAACACAGUCCCGGCCAUAUCAAGCGUCCGAUGAACCCAUUCAUGGUGUGGAGCCAGAUCGAGCGGCGCAAGAUCUGCGAGGUGACACCGGAUAUGCAUAACGCGGUUAUCUCGAAAAACCUGGGAGCCCGCUGGAAGGGGUUGAGCGAUGCCGAAAGACAACCGUUUGUGGACGAAGCAGAACGCUUGAGAAAGCUGCACAUGCAGGAGUAUCCCACCUAUAAGUACCGGCCAAAGAAAAAGCAGGUCAAGGGAACCGGCGGUAGUAAGAGCAGUACUGGGUCAUCUCCGGCCGCUUCGUCCUCACCUGCCUCAUCCACUUCUUCGCGCGAUAGCUGCAGAUCGUCGUCCACUACCGGUUCCGGUAAAAUCAAAUCAGGUCGGCGCAGUGGGAAGGUCAGCAAGAAUGACAGCAACAACAACAGCAGUAGCACCGCUCUAAAAUCAAAGAAAGCGGUACUCCGAGCGGAGCUGAGGGAUACGAACGGAAACAUCGAGGAACUUUAUUACCAUCAACAUCAAUGCGUCGGCGGGCAGUCGCCCAAUUCACCGGAAGGUGCUGCGUUGUACGACGACAGUUCACUGAUCUCUCCAGAGCCACCAUUUGCCAAUUCUGUAUUCGAAUCUGAUAACCAUCUUUUCUCCACCAAUCUGGACGGCCUUACGGCGGGUGACCAUUGCUUCGUUCAGCAGACUUUAUUCGAAAACGAGGAAGACAACAAAGCGUUUAUGCUAAAUCAGGAUGACGACUCGAAGAGUUACCUGUUCGCGAACGGGACGAUGAGCAACCAGGAACAGAAUGGUGCGGGAGCAAGUGCCGCUGGUGGGGCUGGCGGCGGCGGCGGCGGCGGCAAUGGGCUCAACAGCGAGGUUGACAUCAAGCGGGAAAUUUACUUCGAGGAAGACGAUCGGUUUCGGAUGAUGGACGAUUCCUGUCUGGACGAUGUGCUGAACGGAACGGGUCACCGGGAUCAAGUUAGCGCCCAAGUGCACAGUCCUAGUCCAGUUAGUGUGAGCUCCAUGGCUGACGUCCCCUACAAUGGAAUGUUCACGGUGAACAACGUGACCAACAACAGCAAUUUGACCGGCAAUACCCUGCUUAGCUUUAGUGAACUAUCCAGCAGUUGUCAGUCCCAUAACCUGCUGCUGCAACAGCACCUCAACACCAACCAGCUAAGCGCACUAACGCUCAACGCAUUCACCGCCCAGUUGGCCAACAGCCAACCGCUCCAGCAGAACCCCACGCUCAACGCCAUUUCGUCCAACUGCCAAUCCUCACCGACCUCCAGCGCUCUGAUAGUGAGUAGCUGUGCGAACUCCACCAUCAACAGCACCGUGACGACCAACUCGAUCGUUGCCGAUAUGGACUGCAGUCCGGCGACCGCCAUCAGCCAGCAGUCCCACAUAAACAGCCACAACCUGGUGCAGAUAGAUUUCACCGACAUGGUAGUUCCCGAAGAUCUCACCGACAUCACCUUCGAUCGGCUGGAAACGGCUUCCUCGUCGAGCGGUUCCCAUCUGGAGUUUCCCUGCUCGAAUGACGUUUCGCGGUUGCUGGAUAUCAAAAUGCCGUACAAUUAUUAGGAACAACAACAAAGAAGCAGAGAAAGAAGAAAAAAAACACGAAGUUCGGUUAUUUGUGAGUGCUGCAGCAUAGGGAUGCGAAGCGGAUGAAGACGGAGUAAGUUUUAAACGUCGAUGUAAACCAAAAAAUUAAGUGCUUUAUUGUGCGAAAGCUAGAGAGAGAGAUCGAGUGAGAGUGAGAUCGGGUAAGAUAAGAGUUCGAGAGUAUUAGGAAGCAAGGAUGUUUGUAGGUUUGAUUCGAUGCUGAGAGUAGGCAGAAGCAGCGUAACAUAGAACAGAAGAAGAAGAAGAAAAGAAACAAAUUUAAACGUGUUGUGAUGAUCAAACAAAACCAGAAUUGAGCAGAAGGUUGGUUGGUUUGUUGUUAAGGAAGAAAGUUAGCUUCUACGUUUGCUGGGUGAAAGGCAAAUGUUGGACAGCGCAGCAAGCCUACAGCAGAUGCGGUUUUUAAUUAAUUGGGAAAUUAGGAACGCGGGGUGAGUCAAUCAUCCGAGAAAAAGAAAAACCCGAGAGCCAAAACAAAAGAAAAAAAGAAAAAGAUUGUCAAUAAUUAGCGGGCGAGAGGCAGUUCAAUCGGUUUUGAUUUUUGCUGACCGUCGAAGGGGGGCCAGUAGCCACGUGGUACAAGAUUGAGAGAAAAAAAACAUUCAUCGUAAAGUUUUUUGAUGAAGAAAAAUUCGUUUCUCUUGAGGGGGGCGAAGAAAUCGGACAGAUUCCGAGAACGAGAACCAAAGAAAAACCUUCGCAAAAGUUUCGUAAGUCACCACUUUCCAGCUUUUAAUUGAUGACUGCAAUAAGAUGGGUUCCUUCUGGUUCCUUCCCCCGCUGGUUCCGCGGUUAAAGGGAGCUGGAAAAAGUUUUUGCAUCCACCAGACCAACCGUUACCGCCUGUUGACUGACUGACUGACUGACUUCGGUGUCCGGUCCGGACCGGUGGUGUUGGAGGGAGGAAAAUGGAAAAACCCGGAAGGACGACGACGAAUGUUUUGUGCGGUAUUUUCCAUUAAGUCAUUACGCUGAUGGUGUCCGCCCCCUUCCAUUUGGGGUUUCUUUCGGACAAGUUUAUGUGCAGUGGAAUUUUAAAAUGUCCUGAAAUGACAAGCGUACGACGCGACGGUGAGGCAAUGCUCCUUCCCGGCAAUGCCGAGAAGUGUCACCUCGGCUGCGCAAUGUCAAAAGAAUGGAUAGAUUUUGAUUGAUAUUUUUCUGUUUUUUUUUCUUCGCUCGUUUUUACUUCGAAACAAUUAGUUUCAUUCUUCAUCGCCGGCAAUCGACACUUCCACGUUCUGCGAGCGAGGAAAAUGACGCGCAGAACUUGAAUUUGAUAAAGAUUAUUAAAAAUUAGUUCCGUCGAGCCGGUGUGUACGGCUCGGUUGUUUUUUCCUGCUGCGGAUGAUUGUGACUGGAGCAAAACGGACCGUGGAAAAGCAUCUGCCGUUGUUUCGAUUGAGCUGAAAUGAACCGGCAAACAAGAUCAAUGAUCUGGAAAGCCGGAAAAUGACAGCCAGCCACCACGGAGAACGUCUGUCCGAGUUAGUCCGAGUCCGCCGACCGAGUGCGAGCGGCGAUGUCUGGGCUUGAUGAAAUUAUGAUUAUUGAUCGAACGAAUUUCUCUUCCUGCUGCUGUUGGCGCUGCCGUGGCCGCAGAAUGGUUGAUUUAUGUUUCGCGGCAUAAACCGUGGAUCAUUAUCUUAUUUUACGGCGAACGGUGGCGGCGCGGUUUCGCAGUUCGAUGCUUCUGCCUGCGGGUUCUUGCAUGGGUACGGGUAAGGGUAAGAAGCAAGUUACCGAGCCUUCAAAAUUGUUGCUUUGGCGCAGAUUUUUUUUUUUUGAGGUCUGCGGUUAUGAUUAGAAACUUUCAAUUAGAUUUUACUGGCGAAACCUUUUUUCUAGGGAAUCUAAAGUUGCCACUUAUUAAAUUAUGCCUGUUAUGGUUAUUUUAUGUUGUAAACACACCUACAUAUAAGUAUGUUUAUUUUUUUUCGAAAGCUAUGAGGUCUUUCAGAACGAACUAAACACAGUCAAAAUGUCCUGUAAGAUGCACCACAAAAUGAUCAUGAAAUUGAAUAUUACUUCUUACGAAACCUUCAAAACUAUUGUUAUUCAUACCUUUAUAAUGGUUUGAGCUCCUUCACUCUGCUUUUUAAGAAGAAAAAUUGAUUAAAAGAUCAAAUUUCUGUUUCGUGGCUUGAUCGUCUUUCGAUCCCGACGUGAGAGCUACUUCAGUACCAAUACUUCUGUUUAAAAGAUCACCAUUUGUCGACCAACAUUUGAAAGGGGCGGAUAAGCCAACUGUCAAACAGAA